Haliotis rubra (blacklip abalone) is the source of this 1319-nucleotide messenger RNA. RefSeq lists its product as uncharacterized. The transcript is spliced from 3 exons. The record is from RefSeq and is a predicted model, not a curated record. Bases 87 to 1319 code for a protein of 410 amino acids. NCBI's taxonomy places the organism in Eukaryota, Metazoa, Mollusca, Gastropoda, Lepetellida, Haliotidae.
CCUGCGAUAGGUUCAGUUUAUUAAUAGCGACAACUCACAUCUACCCUUAUCACAAGAGCGGCGGCCAUUGAACAAGGACGAAUACGAUGGCACUUCAAAGGCGCUACAGUCAAAGGAAUGGCGGAUUGGAGACGUAUCAUUUCCAACCGGAAGAUACAAAGAAGUGCACCUUAAGAAUAAUCUUUGAAUCACUCGGGAUACAGUUCGGUGAUGAGACCAGCCAGCUGGAGUUACAGGUAUGGCAAUGGCGUCACAUCAAAGCUGAUACAGGUGUCUUGUCGGAGCUGGAUGGGAAGUUAAAGGUGAAUAAUACAGAACGAAUCACAACCAUCAACGCUGAUGAAAUCAAAGCAAUCUGCACAGGGAAUGUUUACAGGUCUCCUUCUCUAAGGUCAUUUGGGGUGAGAUCCAUACAAAAAAUAUUUCAGGACACUGCAUCGUGUCUGUGUUUAAUCCAACGUCCAGUACAAGAGAACAGGAGACAUAACCUAUACAAAAAAAUAUGUGAUUCAUCAAUAUUCGUGUCAGGGAAAGCAACAUGUUUUGUGACACGCACUGGCAUUGCUGUGGUCACAAGCAAGUCUAAUGAGAAGAUGGUGACUGAAGCCACCCACAAACUGCUUACUGGAGGGUCGUAUUCCUCAACCUCAUCCAUCUCUGUGGACGACUCAAGCAUGGAAGAUACAUUUACAAAGUUACAACACAGAAGAAGCGUCCAAUUGGAGGGACAUAUUGUUCCCUUUCUCAGAGACAACAUCCAAGCACGUAAUCAUCUCAUUCUGAAAAGCAAACUUCAAGGUAUCACCUGUACAUUUACCCCAGAAGAAAACAAGCUCCUUCUAUUGGCCGGGACAAAAGGGCAUCUUGAUAUGUUUAAUGACAUAUAUCUUAAGUGUAUUAAACAAAUCACAUGGGAUCUUAAAGACAGUAAUAUUUUGAAAGUUCUUACAAAUGCUGAAGUAGUGACCGAAUGUAAUGAGUACUGCCAGUUAAGAUUUCCCGGCAAGGCCAUGUUCUUCUCUGAUGAAGCAAACCAAUGUAUAUCAAUCAUUGCCACUGAUGAUGCUUUGCCUCAAGCUGAAUCCCAUCUGAAAGAACAGAUGUCCAAAUAUGAAAAUGGUGCAAUCAAACUUGACGACAGAUCAUUUAAACAGGUCAAGCAGCAUUGGGAGAGCAUAAAGCAGAUUGGAGCGCGGUUGGCAUCAGGAAAAAUCAACAUUUCACAAAGUACAGACAAACAGGCAAUUACUGUUAUUGGAACAAGGGAUGCAAUACGAGACUUCAACACCCAACUUGAUGAGUAUUUGUCCUCCCCCUGA